Messenger RNA from Rhododendron vialii, 2418 nucleotides. RefSeq lists its product as uncharacterized. Bases 810 to 1934 code for a protein of 374 amino acids. Lineage: Eukaryota; Viridiplantae; Streptophyta; Magnoliopsida; Ericales; Ericaceae. The transcript has 2 exons. The record is from RefSeq and is a predicted model, not a curated record.
UCCUUCUCUCGCUCCCUCUCUCUCUCCAUCUAUUCCGAUUGAUUUCUUACUCUUUCGCUGCGACUGCGCGCCGGCGUCGGAGUCGACGAACGAUUUCUCACGCCUCUCUCGCUGCUCUAUCCUGUACACUCUCUCCCUCUCUCUCUCCAUCUAUUCUGAUCGAUUACCUCUCACUCUUUCUCUGCGAAUGCAGAACGUGCACCGGCGUCAGAGUCGAAGAUGGCGACAAGAGGCUUAGUAAAUCGAUUUUGUUUCAUCAGUUAGUUCUGAAUUGUGUAAAUGGAAACAAACAUGGAUAAGAGUUGGAUAAAUUUGCCUAGGCUCGAUCCAAGAUACCUACAAGGGGUUAUAGAUUUCAUGGAAUUUGCUUGUAAGAACAUUCUUGAUCGGUAAACAGAAAUUGCAUGUCCGUGUAAGAACUGUCAUAAUUUGGCUAGAAAAAACAUAGAUUUAGUAAAGCAACAUCUUGUCAUGAAUGGAUUUACUCCAAGUUACACCGUUUGGAUUUUCCAUGGGGAAAAAUCACAGCCUACAAAUUGUGGUGUUGAAAAUAGUGGAUGUGGCAAUUUUAAUGGGCAAGAUGAGAUGCAAGAAAUGGUGCGUGAUGCAUUUGGAAUUCUGCCAAUUCAAGCCAUGAUAUUGAUCUUGAUCCACCUCUGGGUGAUCGACAUAAUCUUGAUCCACCUUUGGGUGAUGGACAUACUCUUGAUGAAGAAACUACCAAGUUUUUUAAGCUUUUGAAGGAAGCUGAGAGAGAGUUAUACCCAGGGUGUCAAAAGUUCUCAUUGCUCUCAUUCAUUGUGGCAUUGAUGCACAUUAAGUGCCUAUGUGGUUGGAGUAACAAGUCUUUUACCAUGUUGCUUAAGCUGUUGAAGAAAGCCUUGCCUGAAGGUGAAACAUUGCCUAAUUCUUUUACUGCGAGCAGACAACUAUUGGGUGGUUUGGGCCUUGAGUAUCAUAAAGUUCACACAUGCCCUAGAGAUUGCAUGUUGUAUUGGGGUGAAGAUGCAAAGCGAGUUGAUUGUAAAGUCUGCAAUGUUCCUACAUAUAAGCUAGAGGAGCAAACAGAUGAAUCAAAAAAAGGAGGCAAAAUUCCGCAAAAGAUUGUUAGGUACUUUCCAAUGAUACCUAAGCUAAAAAGAUUGUACUCGUCCAAAAAGACGACUGGCUUAAUGAGAUGGCAUGCAGAGAACCCAGCUCCUACUGGCAUUUCGAGGCAUCCUGUUGACUCCGAUAUAUGGAAACUCUAUGAUAACCUCCAUCCGGAUUUUGCUCAAGAUCCUCGCAAUGUCAAGCUUGGGUUAGCAUCUGAUGGCUUUAACCCAUAUCGUACAAUGAACACCACUUAUAGCAUUUGGCCCGUGGUGAUGAUGACAUACAAUUUACCACCUUGGUUGUGCAUGAAACAACCUUAUGUGAUGUUGACACUGCUUAUUGAUGGACCAAAGUCACCUGGAAAUAAUAUUGAUGUAUAUUUAAGGCUUAUAGUAGACGAGAUGAAGGAGUUGUGGGAUAUAGGUGUUAACACUUAUGAUGCAUUUGGCAAUGAGAUGCUCAAAAUGCGUGCAUUAAUGUUAUGGACAAUUAAUGAUUUGCCUGCAUUAGCUAUGUUGUCAGGCUGGAGUACAAAGGGUUAUCUUGCUUGUCCAGUUUGUCUUGAUGAAACUUGUUCACGUUGGUUAGUUCACGGGAAAAAGGUAUGUUAUUUGGGGCAUCGUAGAUGGUUGGAAAAGGACCAUAAAUUUCGAUAUGAGCGCAUGUCUUUUGAUGGGACCGUUGAACUUCAUCCUUGUCCAACUCGUUUAUCUGGUCAUGAAGUCUUAGCAAUGUUUCCCCCUAACUAUGUGAAUAAAUUUGGAAUGGAGGGGGAUGAGGAUUUACCUGUUACAAAAAAAAGAAAGACACGCGAUGGAGAAGAUGAAGAUGAUUUAUAAGGUAAUUGGAAGAAAAAGAGCGUUUUCUUUGAUCUAUCGACUUGGGAGAAAAAUCCGCUUCGACACAAUCUUGAUGUGAUGCAUAUUCAGAAAAAUUUGUGUGAAAGCUUGGUCGGGACAGUAAUGGAUCUUGAUGGCAAAGGGAAGGACAACUUAAAUGCGCGUCGUGACCUUCAACUAAUGGAGAUUCGAAAGGUGAUGCAUCCCCAAAUUCUAGAUGCUGGCAAAGUGUAUCUGCCUCAUGCAUGCUUUGCAAUGAAUAAUAAGGAGAAAACUAUGUUUUGCAAUUUGUUGAAGAAUGUGAAAGUUCCGGAUGGCUAUGCUUCUAAUAUUUCACGCUGUGUCAAUGUAAAAAAGCGAACCAUAUCUGGACUAAAGAGUCACGACUACCAUAUAUUGAUGGAGCAAUUUCUUCCAAUUGCAGUAAGCAGAACACUUCCAAAGAAAGUGAGUAAGCCAGUGAUAGAGCUAUGCAAUUUCUUUA